Messenger RNA from Meira miltonrushii, 1479 nucleotides. RefSeq lists its product as uncharacterized. The record is from RefSeq and is a predicted model, not a curated record. The coding region runs from base 270 to 1346 and encodes 358 amino acids. The transcript has a single exon. NCBI's taxonomy places the organism in Eukaryota, Fungi, Basidiomycota, Exobasidiomycetes, Exobasidiales, Brachybasidiaceae.
AGGCAACAUUGACCGCAUAUGAUGUAAUUGUUAAGGUCCAAGGAACCGCGAGGGGUAUCAAUAAAAAUCUUUCUGUUCACCAUCAUCUUCUCAUUUUCACCCCCUUUUUACGUUUCGACAAAAGCAAAUUAUUGGCCUUUUUACUGGGCUGAUUCUUUACGCCUUCACAUUCGUUUCCGAUCGAUAAAUAGACACUCUUUUUCGUUCUCAGCCCCCCUUUUGAUUCUCAAGAUCCCGAUUCAAACCUCCCCUCUCUUCACCUUCACAAUAUGCGUUUCUUUUCAACUUUAACUUUGGCAGCCGCAGCCUUUUCUGCUGGUUGCAGUGCAAUGCCAUUAGAAGCUCGUGAUAGCCUACCCGAUUCGAUCAAAGUACCCGUCAAGAAUUUGUACCCAGAAGAUGGUGUUUGGAACUUUGAUACAAAACAAUUGAUCCAAUCCAAUUUAUGGAAAGGUAGAUUGUCAGUUUACAAGCCAAGCGAUAACUCUCACUUUAACGUCUUAAUCCCUGGCGUUUCAUCUUCCGGUGAUGGAUCCCAACAAAUGGCAGGUGUUUCUUUGGACAAACGUACAAAUGCAAAACGUUUGUUCGCCGUUGCAAAACCUUCGGACGCUUUCCGUUUUGACGGUACUGUUCAUGAUCAAGGACCAUGCUCUUUCCAUGCAUUCAACCUUCCCCUUUCUUCUACUUCCAAGCCAGCUUGGUCAGUCGAUUUGCGCCCCGUUCAAAGCGCAUUUCAACAAAAGUACGGUACCCGCCCAUACGGUAACGUUGCCUCUGCUCAAGAUAACGAUGGUUACUCGUACGUCAUCUUUGCUUUAGGUGCACCUGCAAUUGCCAGAGUUAGCCCUGACGGAAAGACUGUUGAACCAUGGUUCUUUGAAAAGUCUAAUGGAAGUCAACGUCCAGGUUAUACCGGAGUUGCAUUCAUUCCAGAAGAGAAUGCAAUCGCUGCUUUCGGUGGUCCACGUCCUUUGACUUUGUUCCGAUUGAGCGAUUCUACACCCACAGCCAAAGCAGUUACAAUCAAUGGCAACUUUGGUUCUUUGUCCGGUACUGAAAAAGUCAAAGCGAUCCCAGGCAAUGACGGUAAAACCAGAUUGAUCGGUGCAAAAGCUCCCGAUGUUUACUCUUUCACUUCAACAGAUGGUUGGAACAGUGCCUCUUUCAAGACUUUCACCCGUAAAGGAUUCCAAACGAACUCUUUGACUACCAUCUUUGAAUAUGGCACAACAGCUGUUCGUGGUAUUUACGGUGCAGGUGCUUACUUUGACACAGCAAACGGUGGUAAAGGUGGUCAAACGGUCUUCCCUGCUUACCGUAUCAGCCAAGACUUGUUGGCUUAAUGUGACUGUUAUCCAAAAUCCCAUUUUUCCCAAACAUAGCAACCUCCGACCCCCUCUUAUUCAGUAACAACGGACAAUUCAUUUUCAAUUUGAUGUGAGCAUCGCACUUUGUUGCCUUGCCUUUCCAAUCUCU